CUGGCCGUGGCGCUGCUGCAGUUCGUCUACCUGUCGCUGCUGGCCGGACUGCACGGGCGCGAGCAGCGGCGCCGGUACGGGCAGCUGUUCCCCGGCGGCGCGGCCCUAGGUGCCAGCUUGCAGCGCCGCGCGGCCGAGAGUGCCAAGGAGCAGCUGCGCGCCGUGCUGGCCGCGGGGGGCGCCCUGGAUGCCAGCGGCGACUACCGCGUGUACCGGCACGUGCUGGGGGACCCUUCGCGCCGGCCGCGCGACGCUGUGCUCCUGGCCACACACGCCAGCCUCAGCAAUCUGGGUCAUGUGGGCACUCUGCUGGAGCGCUGGGCUGGCCCGCUGGCCGUGGCAGUGUUCGCAGCGCGGCCGGAAGAGGCGCAGCUGGCCACGGUGCUGACUUACGCGCUGGGCGCUCUCUGCACUGAAGCGGUACGGGACCGCCUCACCAUGCACCUCGUGUGCCCCGCGCGCACUGAGGCUGCCGUGCCGGACCCCCGCGAGCCGGGCGAGUUCGCGCGCAUCAGCAGCUGCACAGAUGUGUUCACGAGCAUGGGAGCCCGCAGCCGCUCAGGUCGCAACUACGCGCUGGCCACCAACGUCUCCUACCCCAACAACCUGCUCCGAAACGUGGCCCGGGAGGGCGCUGGCUACGCCCUCGUCGUGGACGUGGACAUGGUGCCCAGCGAGGGGCUCUGGCCCGGCCUUCGGGAUCUGCUGGCCCUGGGCGAGGGCAAGGCCGGCCGGGCGCUAGUUGUGCCUGCCUUCGAGAUCCGUCAGGGGGUUCGGGUCCCCCGCACCAAGAUCGAGCUGAUGCGGUUCCUUAAGAUGGGCCACGUGCGCCCGUUCUAUGCCGAACUGUGCCCCCGAUGCCAGGCGCCCACCAACUACACUCGAUGGCUCACCCUGCCCCUAGGGGGCCCCCUGCGCCCUGCCUACCGGGUGACCUGGCAGGACCCCUGGGAGCCCUUCUAUGUGGCCGGAGGCGCAGUGCCCUCCUAUGAUGAGAGGUUUCGCCAGUAUGGUUUCAACCGCAUCAGCCAGGCCUGUGAGCUCCACGUGGCGGGUUUCGAGUUUGAGGUGCUGAAUGAUGCUUUCCUGGUCCACAAGGGCUUCAAGAUGCCUGGGGACUUCCACCCCCAGAAAGAGGCAGAGAAUCAACGCAACAAAAUCCUCUUCCGCCAGUUCAAACAGGACUUGAAGAUGAAGUACCCAGACUCCCCCAGGCGAUGCUGAGCUGCUGGCCCACCUACCAGGCAGCCUCCAAAGGCAGGGCUGGGGCCUUUGGCUCUUCAGGUUUCCCCCUCAAGCCUGUGGGAGGCAUGAGGGGCUAACCCAGUCCUUCACCCUGGGGGUGGGCCUUUUUUAGGUGGGUGAUGAGCACUGAUGUGACAAAGCCAAGAGGUCCCUGCCCUUUGUCUCCACCACUUACCUUGGGCCACUCUCCUCCCCUCAUCACUAAAAUGAGAGUUGGACUAGAUGACCAAGGCCCCUUUCACCUCAGAAUCUGAUGGUUUAAGGGAAAGAAGGAAGUUGGGAGUCUUGGAGGAUGACCCCAGCACUGCCUCGGACUUGCUGUGUGACCUUGGGCAAAUCCUUUCCUCUCUCUGAGUCUCAACUGACAUGUCUGUCAAAGGAGAGAAUUGGACUAGAUGACCUGUAAGGUCACUUCCAGCUCUAAGGUUUGGCACCUGGGACUGGUACAGCCCUGGGAAUCAGAAUGGGUGGGGAAGGAGCCCCAUGGGUGAGAGGAAACCCCCAUCCCCAACAGGUGCAGAACCAGGAAUUUUCAUUUGGAUGAUAAUAUGCCAAUAAACCAGUGUUCACGUGGA
This is a messenger RNA of Gracilinanus agilis (Agile Gracile Mouse Opossum), 1820 nucleotides long. It is a transcript of the gene B4GAT1, whose product is annotated as beta-1,4-glucuronyltransferase 1. The record is from RefSeq and is a predicted model, not a curated record. The annotation marks the transcript as partial. Gene Ontology annotation, molecular function: glucuronosyltransferase activity. Lineage: Eukaryota; Metazoa; Chordata; Mammalia; Didelphimorphia; Didelphidae. The transcript has 3 exons.